CUUGAUUUUUAAAGGAAACCGGAAGUAGACGCGGGAGGUUUGUGGAGGUGACCGAAUGGCAGAUAGUACACUAUUUCUGUAAACAUUUCUUUUUCUAGCGAGAAAAACAUUCAGCGAUAAAUCUAUUUUAGCCUUCGGCGAGCCAGCAUCACCGUUGCUAUGGGCGCUCACCUGGUCAGGCGGUAUGUCACUGAAACGGACACCGAGCCGGACCCUGCCAAGAAGUUCGAGUUCGACCCGGAAUUCGGCUUCGAAGAGAGGAAAGAGAGAGAGAUGAUUGCAACCCAGGAUCAGAUGAACCUGGCCCAGCUGCCUGUGGGGCAGAGAGAUUACUGCGCCCACUACUUGCUGAAGCUCAUGAAGUGUAAGAGGGACAACUGGCCCAACUUCCUGGCCUGCAAGCACGAGAGGCACGACUGGGACUACUGUGAGCAGCAGGAUUACGUGAUGCGUAUGAAGGAGUACGAGAGGGAGAGGAGGCUCCAGCUGAGGAAGAAAAGGAUUGAGGCCAAGGCUGAAGCUGCAUGAUCAAGAAACCCGCUGACUCUACUUCUAUGUAUAUACACCUGCUAUUGUUCUCAUUAAACAAUAUUAAUCAAG
Molecule: messenger RNA, 600 nt
Organism: Girardinichthys multiradiatus
Lineage: Eukaryota; Metazoa; Chordata; Actinopteri; Cyprinodontiformes; Goodeidae
Gene: ndufb7
Product: NADH:ubiquinone oxidoreductase subunit B7
Exons: 3
Coding region: 160-528 (122 amino acids)
Cellular component (GO): mitochondrion
Source: RefSeq, a predicted model, not a curated record